Pleurotus ostreatus (oyster mushroom) is the source of this 1371-nucleotide messenger RNA. RefSeq lists its product as uncharacterized. The transcript is spliced from 11 exons. NCBI's taxonomy places the organism in Eukaryota, Fungi, Basidiomycota, Agaricomycetes, Agaricales, Pleurotaceae. The record is from RefSeq and is a predicted model, not a curated record. Gene Ontology annotation, molecular function: oxidoreductase activity, acting on the CH-CH group of donors; flavin adenine dinucleotide binding. Bases 1 to 1371 code for a protein of 456 amino acids.
AUGUCUUCUCACCCAAUCACCAAAUACACCUCUGAGUCGUCCUGGGCUCUGAUUGAGAACAAGUUCUCCCCACACGCGAAGGAAACUCUCGCAAAGCUUGUCACGUUCCUCGAGGAGGAAGUCUGGCCGGCCAGCGAACUCGCUCACCUCCAGUUGCCUGAGGACAGCACUCGAUGGCAGACAAUCAUCCCGGUGGUUGAGGAGCUCAAGGAGAAGGCCAAGAAGCUCGGCUUGUGGAACAUGUUCCUCAGCAAGCGCCACUACCCCAACCACGGAACCGACUACACGAAUCUCGAGUACGCUGUUAUGGCUGAACUUCUCGGCCGUGGAGGGCACAUGGCCUCUGAGGUCACUAACUGUGCUGCUCCGGAUACCGGCAACAUGGAGGUGUUGGCGAAAUACGGAAACCCCGAACAACAGAAGAAAUGGCUCGAACCUCUUCUCCGAGGUGAAAUCCGUUCGGCCUUUGCCAUGACAGAGAGAUUCAUCGCCUCUUCCGACGCCACCAACAUCCGCACUUCGCUCAGACGUGAAGGUGACGAAAUUGUCAUUAACGGGCACAAGUGGUGGAUUAGUGGAGCUGGUGAUCCCCGCUGCAAGGUCCACGUCCUCAUGGGAAAGAGCGACGCUUCCAACCCCAACACCCAUGAACAACAGAGUGUCGUCCUCGUUCCUGCUGACGCGCCUGGUGUCAAGGUCAUCCGCCCAAUGAAGGUGUUCGGAUACGACGAUGCCCCCGAGGGCCAUUGUGAAAUCAUCUACGACAACGUUCGCGUUCCGGUAAGUAACUUGGUACUCGGAUGGGGCAAGGGCUUCGAGAUCAUCCAAGGUCGUCUUGGCCCUGGUCGUAUUCAUCACUGCAUGCGUUCCAUCGGGGCUGCUUCUGCUGCUUUAGACUUGAUGUUGCAGCGAGUUACGGACCCCGCGAAGAAGACUUUCGGCAAGUACCUCCACGAACACGGCUCCGUCAUUGCUGAUAUCGCUCGUUCGCGGGCCGAGAUUGAGAGCGCUCGUCUUCUCGUCCUCAGCGCCGCUCUGCAGAUUGAUAAUUUCACUGCUAAGGGCGCUUUGAAGGAAAUCGGUAUUGCUAAGUUCGUCGUCCCCACAAUGGCCCUUGGUGUCAUCGACCGUGCGAUCCAAGCCUUCGGUGCUGAGGGUGUCUGUCAAGACCAGCCCCUAGCCAAAUCAUGGGCUGGGCUCCGUACGCUACGGAUUGCUGACGGCCCCGACGCUGUCCAUCUCCAACAAGUUGGCCAGCGUGAGCUCAGGCGUGCGGCCGAGGUUGUUGAGCGGGCGACGGCUAUCAAGAGGAAGGAGAAGGCGAUCUUGGAGAAGGCUGGCUUGAAACCCAAGUCCCAAGCACACCUUUAA